Molecule: messenger RNA, 4186 nt
Organism: Rhineura floridana
Lineage: Eukaryota; Metazoa; Chordata; Lepidosauria; Squamata; Rhineuridae
Gene: DISC1
Product: DISC1 scaffold protein
Biological process (GO): cilium assembly; neuron migration
Cellular component (GO): centrosome; intermediate filament cytoskeleton; microtubule
Molecular function (GO): protein binding
Source: RefSeq, a predicted model, not a curated record
GCGCAGCCGACAAGUUCCGGGCGCGGUUGUGACCCGGAGAGGUCUUCGCCACCCUGGCCGGCCUCAGCAUUUGGCUGCCGGUCUUGAGCCUCCCGCCUGCUCCAGCGGAUACGAGUCCUGGUGUGGGGGCGGGGAAGGGGCGGUGGCCCAAGAACUGUAGCUUCGGAGGAGGAUGUGGAGCGGCACCUCGGGAGACAGAAGGCGGCCCCCACGGAGCCCCGCGAGCCAGGGCAGGUCGGAGCCGAAGCCAGGUUGCUCACUGCCUGCAGGCUCUUCUUACAAAAAAAGGGUGGCAAAGAGGCCAGGAUACUUGAGAACAGAAGUGCUGCAACGGGUAGGAUUUCAGCCACUUUCUGAUGAACCAUUCAGUCCAAAGGGGCUUGAGCAUAAUGGUAGAGAACACUACAGAGAAUAUAGGAAUUGCUCUCUGAAGAGGCAAUGGAAAAAUGAGCAGGGAUUGUUCAGUUGUAAUACAUGUGUAAACAGUCCCCCACUUUCCCCAGAUGUGGCAACUGGAUCACCUACUGCUGGAAAUACAGUGAACAGUCUCAGACCCCUGGCUGAUUUCAGAGUGCAGCAACCAGAAAAUCUAAUUUUACCUGUUUGUCCUGUGAUUGCCAUCCAUAAGGGAGAUCUCUUGCCUGCAUAUAGCUCAUAUUCACAGCAGACCAAUUUGCUGGACCAUGUGAAGGAUACUGCUUAUGCUGGUGGAUCACAGGAGGUGGAAGGAAUGCAUACUUUGGGACAGAAGAAAGUGAACAACAACCAUGAAUUUGAAAGAAAGGAAAUGAUUUGUAGCUCUUCCAAUCUUCAGGAUCACUUUAAUUCAAGUUUUAGCUUCAUACAGCUCUCACUAAAUUCAGCUUCUGAAACAAACAACAUUGGAGGCCCUGCAGACAGUAGUGAGCUUAAAGAAGUUUGGCAAAUAUGUGAAACAGGUAAAGCAGAAAAUGUUAAUUUGCAUGUACCUGGGAAGGGACAAAGAACUUCAGGGAAAGAACUGUGGGCUUCAUUCAUCUCUGUGUGUGGCAAAGACUGUAAAUGCCCAAAGGAGACUGCAGAGGAUGAUAAACUGCAGGAUUGUGAGUCACUCUCACUUUCACAUUCAACUGCUGCAUUUUCCUGUUCUACUGAUUCUUUGGAAGCAGCGUCUGCUGGUUCUUCUGUGACCUCAGGCUAUGAGAGCACCAACACUGCUAGUGAUCACUACUGGGAUUCCCUGAUGAAGAAAUAUGAACCAAUGCUACAGGACUGCUUACUGGGCAACCAAAGUAUAUUAAAGAUAAAAUCCUUAAUAAGAAAGCUUCAAAGACUUCAAGAGAAAGCAGUAGCAGAGGAUGACUACGAAAGGGCUGAUAAAUUUAGAAGAAAACUUGAAGAGCUGGAAAAAGAGAAAAGUUCACUAAAAUUUCAGCUUCCUUCACGGCACCCUUCAAUUAGCAACUUUUUGGACAGAUUCAAAGCGCAGGUUCAAGUGGCAUUGUGUGGGGAUGUUGCUAGGCUUAAUAAAGAAGAAAAGCAGCUGCUGCAGAGAACCGAAUGGAAGAUUUUAAGUUUUCCUCAUCAUGAAAUACCACCGAUUUCAUCAGUCAUGACAAAACGAGAUCAGCUGCUUGAAGAAAAGGUAUGGAUACAGAAAGAAAUUCAAGUUCUUAGAGCAAGGCUGGCUGUUCUGGAAACUAAAGAUCAACAGCUACGGAGAGAAAUUCAAGAGCAAGAUCAGUCAAUUCAGGCACAGGAUUGUGAGUUGUCUACCUUGCAUAGCUGGUUAUCACUUGGAGAACUGCAAGAGAUAAGUAAAGAUUUGGCUGAUACUUCAGAGGCAUCACAUAAAAUUUCAUGCAGUUUGGAUUUUCCAGAGUCCAUAAAAAGGCUUCAAGAAAAAGAGCAGUCACUCAAUAUAUCCAUUAAAGACACAGCUGCCAGAGUAUGUACCAGUCAGAAGCUGUGCAGCACUUUAAGGAGGAAAGUGAGUGAUAUUGAAACUCAGCUUCCAGCUCUUCUUGAAGCCAAAAUGCUUGCUGUUUCAGGAGGUAAUUUCUGUACUGCUAAAAACCUUAUAGAAGAAAUGAAGUCGUUAACAGCUGAAAGAGACCGACUUGAGGGACUUCUCAAUGAAUGGUUCACGCUGAGUGCCAAAAAUGUCCAAAAAUUAGAGAGAAUGAAAGAAGGUUACAAGAGACUGAAGGAAGAAAUGGAGCAAGGGGAGUUUGCCUUUGAGAAGAAGUUGAAAGAAAAUAUUCUCAACUACAUGGAAGUGCUGGAGGAAAAACUGCAAAGCUGUGGGAGCCAGCUUCUUGAAAGAGUGUGGGAAGCUGACUUAGAGGCCUGUCAGCUGUUGAUCCGAGGGUUUCCGCUGAAGGAAGGUGGUUGCUGUGUUUCCGAAGAAGAAGAGAGCCAAACAGAUGAAGUGGAGGAUACUGCUGGUGCCUCUUUGAGCACCAAGCGGGAACAAUCAAAACACUUCGCAAUUAGAGAUUCCACGUGGAAUACUGUCCAAUGCCCUGUUAUCCAAAGCAAACACCAAAGUACACACUGGGAACUGAAAGAGGGAUUUCAUAUUCUUAUGACAGAACUUGAAGAAAAAUGUGAAAGAAUAAGUGAAAAUCUGACUCAUGUGGAUGAUCAACUUCAAACAGCAAUUGCCAUCUAUGAUGAAGACUUUUUUCAGUCUCUGCAGAGCGAGAUCCAGAUGGUGAAGGAAACUCUCCAGGCCAUGUUGGUGCAGCUCCAGCCAACUAAGGAGGUUGAAGAAGAUGCUGCUUCAACUUCCUCGGUGACAGCUGGUGUCCGGGAAAGCAAAGCUUAGCGGAAUAAUGAGCAAGAAGACGGAGGGGAGGAGUUUAAUUCAAAAAGAUUGCUGUCAAGAACGGAAUACUGUCUUAGCAGGCCUCCAGGAUCCUUCCCAUCUCUGCAUAACUAAUAGCAACUAAAUCAAUUGGGGGGGGAGCAGCCUGGAGGUCUUGCCUGACAAGCAUUGCAGUCUGUGUUUGCUGGCCCAGAUAGGGAAACAGCUUUCAGAGAAGAGCAUCCCAUCCACUCCUGUGUAGCAAUUCCAAACUGAUGUGGUUGAAAUGGUGCCCCAAAGUGAGAUUUAUGUAACAAAGCCAUGAUAAUCUGCUUGUGAAUUCCUUGGUUUCUGGUUUUCCCCACAGUUGACAAUGUAUCGUGGAAACCUGUGCAUUCAGAAGUCAGGAGAGCCUGUCCUCUUAUGCUAAAGAGCAGUGGCUAUUACAAGUAAUUUAGUUCUCACCUUGAUCGCAUUGCCAGUGUUACUAGACAUAGCUGUUCAGAGAUGGCCUUUCUGAUUAGGGGUGGGGCAGCUGUGGCCCUCUAGCCACUGUUGGACUCCAACUCCCAUCAUCCCCCGGCAGCAUGGCCAAUGGUCAUGGAUGAUGUGAACUGUUAUCCAACAACAUCUGGAAGACCACAGCUUCCCCACCCCUGGUUUAAGGAGAGGGUUGCAUUUUGGGCGUGAUUGUGCACUCCAGCACUUGAAAGCAGGAAUACACAACCCAGGGAAAGGGAAAUAGGGAUAGCAAAUGAAAAAAGCAUGGUAGCUAAAUGUCAGGACAUUUUAAACUCCUCAAAAUGCUGUGCAUGAAGAGGUAUGGCUUUUGUCACACCUGAAACACUUGCACAACCACUUAAACCAGGUGCCACAUAUUACCAUAGUAAUUUUAAGGGGAGCAAUGGAUAUAAUUGUAUUUUCACAGCAACACAAUAUUACUACUGCUUGAAUACAGUGGAAAUGUGAUUGGACAAGAAUGGAUGUUCUAGGUAGCAGGACAUAUUCAUUCAUCACACUACAAAGACAGCACUAUCUGGAGGAGCCUUUGCAAACUUUUAUGUAUUUUGUUGCACCCCUUUGAAAAAUAUUCCCCCUCCCCAAAUUAUAUUUGAGAGAGAGAGAGAAGGAAACCACUAAGCUGGCGUGUAAGCUAAUAACAAAAUGUUGCUAAAUGAAAUAACAGCUACAUAUACCCAUUGGCAUUCAGUAUAAUUGUGAUAAUUUACAUCAAACAAUGACAUAGUAGCUUUUUCAACCAUCUCAUUUAAUGUUGCAAAGUGAGAAUAAAUGCCUGUUAAUUGUAAGGGCAAAAAUUAUUUAAAGUAAUAACCAAUGUUUUUAAUUUUUUAAAAAAAACAAACAAACUGAUGAUGCUUAGUGUAAUUAAAAACUAGA